AAUAUAUAUGAAAAAGUCAUUGGAAAAUAUAUCUUUGGAAAAUAAAACAGACGAUGAUAUUCUACAGUCAAGAAUAAUAAUCACUAACGCAAAAAUUCUCAACAAUUUGGUUGUUGUUAAUUCUCAAUGACAAACGCAAAAAUUCAUUUUACUUAACCCUAAUGCGAGGAAAAAAUAUAGGGCGUUUAUGCCAGAACACGAUCAUGAAAACUUGUUUGGCAUAAACGCCAUGGCUUAUGGGAAAUCACAUGCAUGAUCCUUACAUCGAAAAAACAUAUUUAGAUUCGAUUAUUCGAAGUUUUUUCAUGUUAUUCUGUGAACCUAUCAUGGAUUGAUACAAGUCAGUAAGAGGUGUGAUGAUACUGAUAAAUUUCAAAUAGAACUGCUUCAAAACUGCAAUCGAUUUUUGGCGCUAUGCCAUUUCUUUACUUUGCAGAUGAACAUAUCUAGAAGAAAACAAAUUCUCUUGAUGGCGUCGAAAGAAUGGUUUUAAACUGCAAUGAGGUCUCAAAAUUGACAAUUCCAAAUGUGGUAAUGUUUCGAAUGACAAUGUAACAUCAGAUGAGAUUUGCGGUUUUUUUCAUUGCUUUUCCUUGUGGUCACAACACCAUUGAAUCCAGCACCCCAUAAAUUGAAACUUGUACGCUGUUAGUUAGGGAAGCAUCUAUUUACAAACAUCUAUGGCCUAGCUGGGGCACGAAACCAUAUGCCCCCCGGUGGGAGUCCCAAAUAUACGAACUCAGCGCUCAGCGCCUUUGAGCUUUCGACCACCGGGCCGCCAAUUCAAUAUUAUAAUAAUAUAUACAGGCUGAUUCACGGUGGAUGGCACAUUAGACGUUUCUGGUGAACCAGACAACGGAUCAUUUUGAAAAUCCAAUGGAGGGCAUAUCCGGACAUUCUCUAGCCAACUAAAAUAUUUUCGACAAUGCGGUGUUGCCGCUUCUAUUAGAAAGCAGUAGCAACUUUGAUUUUUCAAAUGGAACAAUCUGUAUUUUAUUGCAUUUUUAGAUUCUCCUUGAAGAGCUGAUUUCAUCGAUGUAUCACACUUGGGGUCUAGCGGAAAUGAUUACAGAGAUAUAGGGUGUGAAAAAUCGACAUUUUUCAACUUUAGAAUUUUUUUGUGUCGAAACUAUUCAUCAUUGGUCAAAACGGCUCACAUGUCCCUAUCUCAACUUUUGAUUAACUAUCUACUGAUAUUUAAUUGGGACAUAUACCGGGUGAUCAAGAUUCCACAUCUUUUGAUUGUGAGAGCGAGAGCCACGUUGCCACGUGGUAAAACCACCUGUCAUUGUUAGGUUUAUAAUUUAUGUCACUUAUGUCUUAUAUGUCAUUAGGUCUGUUCGUUCGUUUGUGUUUGCUGAACUUGCUAAAGUUGAUUUCGUUGUCUCUGUUCAUGGCAUGAUGUAAACAGAGAAAGUCAUAGAAAAAAAAUAGCAGGUAGGGCAAAUACACUAAACACAGACGAGAACAUGCCUAUGUCGUAUUCUACUCAAUACUCAAUGAACUCGUUCAUUGGUUUAUAUUGAGUUCAUCAAUGAACUCGUUGUUUAUAUUGAGUUCAUUGGAGUUCAUUGAUUCUACUGAAUGGGGUCGGCAGCUUAGUGAAAAAGUAUAGUUUGCCGACCGGUCGGCAGCCUAUACACUUUCAUUUUCAAAUUGCGAUCUGUUUAUUUAUAUUUUGAAUAAUUUUUGUAUUUUCAUUUGAUUGCCACAAGGCCUCUAUAAUAUAAUAUGUCUGGUGAUUCUGUCGGGUAUAUUUUAGCUCUAGAUAUAGGAACAACAAAUCUUAGAUGCCAUGUGAUAAAUUCACAAGCAAAAUCAAUGGGAUCUUCAUGCAGAAAGGUAAAACUGUACUAUCCACAACCUGGAUGGGUAGAAAUAGAUCCUGAUGAACUAUUCAGUGAUAUACUGAAUAUUGUUCAUCAAGCCAUGAAUGAUGCAAAUGUAGCUUUCACUGACAUCAAAUCUUUGGGAAUAUCCACCCAAAGAUCAACUUUUAUAACAUGGAAAAAAAACACAGGUGAGCAUCUGCACAAUUUUAUAACAUGGAAAGACCUUCGAGCAACAGAUUUGUUGAAAGAUAUAAAUAAUUCCUGGUCCACAACUAUGUUGAAGUGGGGUGCUUAUUUAAUUUAUUUACUCACCAGAAACAAGAAAUUUGGAAUGGGAAGUAAACUAAAGAUUGCAAACAAACAUGUAUCAGGAAGAUUGCUAUGGGUUCUUACUCACCUCAAAAACGUACAAGAAGCACUACAAAGUAAUAACUUGAUGUUUGGCACUGUGGAAACAUGGUUAAUUUAUAAACUCACAGAGGGAGGCACAUAUGUAACAGACAUAUCAAAUGCAAGUGCCACAGGUUUCUAUGAUCCCUUUGACUUGAACUGGGGUAUCAUUGCAAAACUUCUAAAAAUCCCUACUCACAUUUUACCAACAGUGGUUUCAAAUGAUUUUGACUUUGGGUGUGUAACAGAAAAACUGUUUGGAGUUCCAAUAAAAAUCGGAUGCACGAUGGCUGAUCAAUCAUCCUCUAUGUUUGGUUCUUGGAGUUUCAACAAAAAUGAUGUGAAAAUAACUAUAGGAACUGGAGCUUUUCUUGAUAUCAACACUUCUGAUAAAAUUCACCCCAGUCUCAAUAACAUAUACCCUUUAGUAGGAUGGAAAAUAAAUAAUGAACUUACAUACAUGUCAGAAGUAUCCUGCAAUGAUGCAGGUUGUCUUGUAGACUGGUUGCAACAAAGUGGAAUAAUAGAAAACCAAUAUGAAACCUCAGAUAUGGCAUCAAAAGUAGAGGACAGUGAUGGAGUUUACUUUAUACCAGCUUUCAGUGGUUCAGUGCCACCUUUUGAAAAUGAAAAUGUUGCUGCAGGAUUCAUUGGGAUUAAACCUACUACUAAAAGAGAACAUUUGGUGAGAGCUGUACUUGAAUCUAUUGUUUACCAGAUUAUAAUCACUCUCAAUAUACUGAAAAAGGAAAGAAAAGGGGACUAUGAUUCCAUGAAAAUUGAUGGUGGCAUGUCUAACAAUGAUUUUGUUUGCCAGCUAUUAGCAGAUUUGGCUGCUAUACCAAUUUAUAGAAUGUGCAGUAGUGACAUGUCCAUAAUGGGUGUUACCUACAUAUCAGGUUUAUCUUGUGGAAUAUGGAAGAAUAAGGAUGACUUGAAGGACUUGCUCAAGUUACAAAAACAGUUUCAACCUGUAAAAUCUCAAGAUCUACUUAAGAAAUAUGAGAAGAAUUUCAAUCAUUGGAUCCUGGCAGUUGAAAGAUUCAAAUCAUGGAAUAAAUACUCUGAAGUAUUGAGUUGAUAAAAUGUUAUAAUGUGAUCCAAAGAUGCAAAGAACUAAUGAAAAAUCUAGGUACCUAUAUUCUCCAAACUUUUCGAAAAUGUGAAAACUUGAACAUGAAUUUGAACAAUAUUUA
Messenger RNA from Phaedon cochleariae (mustard beetle), 3418 nucleotides. The record is from the annotation of a GenBank genome assembly. Lineage: Eukaryota; Metazoa; Arthropoda; Insecta; Coleoptera; Chrysomelidae.